AUGUCUCAUGUCAUUCUCUUUAACCUCUCACUCAUUCUCUGUCCCUCUCCUUUAUCCUCACUCAAUCACUCACUGUCUCUGUCUCAUGUAUUGUCUACCUCUCAAUCAUUCUCUUUAUCCCUCCUCAUUUCAUUCCUGUCUCUGUCUCUGUCUCAUUGUCUUUGUCUACCUCUCACUCAUUCUCUUUACCUCUCCCUCAUUCUCAAUCACUCACUGUCUCUGUCUCAUGUAAUCAUUCUCUUUAUACCUCUCAUUUCUCACUGUCUCUUUAUAUUGUCAACCUCUCACUCAUUCUCUUUAUCCCUCACUCAAUCUCCUGUCUCUGUCUCAUGUAUUUGUCUACCUCUCACUCAUUCUCUUUAUCCCUCCUCUUUCCUCACUGUCUGCCUCAUGCACUCAUUGUCUACCUCUCACUCAUUCUCUUGUCCCUCCUCACUCAUUCCUCCUGUCUCUGUCUCUGUCUACCUCUCCUCAUUCUCUUUCUCAAUCCUCCUGUCUCUGCCUCAUGUCUACCUCUCCUCAUCCCUCACUCAUUCACUCUCCCAUUCUCUGUCUCAUGUCUGUCUACCUCUCACUCAUUCUCUUUAUCCCUCACUCAAUCACUCCUGUCUCUGUCUCAUGUAUUGUCUACCUCUCCCUCAUUCUCUUUAUCCCUCUAUCAAUCACUCACUGUCUCUGCCUCAUGUAUUGUCUACCUCUCACUCAUUCUCUUUAUCCUCACUCAAUCACUCACUGUCUCUGCCUCAUGUGUUGUCUCCCUCUCCUCAUUCUCUUUAUCCCUCCUCAUUCCUCUCUGUCUCUGUCUCCUCUGUAUUGUCAACAUCUCACUCAUUCUCUUUAUCCCUCUCCUCAUUCCUCCUCACUCAAUCACUCUGUCUCUGUCUCAUGUAUUGUCAACCUCUCCUCAUUCUCUUUAUCCCUCACUCAUUCACUCACUGUCUCUGUCUCAUGUAUUUGUCUACCUCUCCUCAUUCUCUUUAUCCCUCUUCUCAAUCCUCCUGUCUCUGUCUCUCAUGUGUUGUCUACCUCUCCUCAUUCUCUUUAUCCCUCACUCAAUCACUCACUGUCUCUGUCUCAUGUAAUGUCUACCUCUCACUCAUUCUCUUUAUCCCUCCUCAAUCACUCCUGUCUCUGUCUCAUGUAAUGUCUACCUCUCACUCAUUCUCUUUAUCCCUCCUCAAUCACUCACUGUCUCUGCCUCAUGUAUUGUCUACCUCUCAUUCUCUUUCCUCUCCUCUCACUCAUUCUCUUUAUCCCUCACUCAAUCACUCACUGUCUCUGCCUCAUGUAUUGUCUACCUCUCACUCAUUCUCUUUAUCCCUCACUCAAUCACUCACUGUCUCUGCCUCAUGUGUUGUCUACCUCUCCUCAUUCUCUUUCCCCCUCCUCCAAUCCUCCUGUCUCUGCCUCAUGCAUUUGUCUACCUCUCCUCAUUCUCUUUUAUCCCACUCAAUCACUCUCUGUCUCAUGCCUCCUCUUCAUUUGUUUAUCCCUCUCACUCAUUCUUUAUCCCUCACUCAUUCUCUUUAUCCCUCCUCAAUCCUCCUGUCUCUGCCUCAUAUAUUGUCUACCUCUCACUCAUUCUCUUUAUCCCUCCUCAAUCCUCCUGUCUCUGCCUCAUGUAUUGUCUACCUCUCUCUCAUUCUCUUUAUCCCUCCUCAUUCACUCACUGUCUCUGUCUCAUGUUGUCUACCUCUCACUCAUUCUCUUUAUCCCUCACUCAUUCACUGUCUCUGUCUCUGUCUCAUGUCUUUAUCCCUCACUCAAUCACUCAACCUCUCACUCAUUCUCUUUAUCCUGCCUCUCCUCAUCCUAUCCUGUCAGUGCCAAUCUGUUCACUGUCUCUCUCUCUUAUGUAUUUGCCCACCUCUCCUCAUUCAUUCUCUUUAUCCCUCCUCAUUUCCUCCUGUCUCUGUCUCAUGUAUUGUCUACCUCUCACUCAUUCUCUUUAUCCCUCAUUCCCAAUCUGUCCUCUCUGUCUCAUGUACCUGUCUAUUCCUCUCCUCAUUCCUCUCUUCUAUCCCUCACUCCAAUCACUCCUGUCUCUCAUUCCUCACUGUCUCUGUAUUGUCUACCUCUCUCUCAUUCUCUUUAUCCCUCACUCAAUCACUCCUGUCUCUGCCUCAUGUAUUGUCUACCUUCUCCUCAUUCUCUUUAUCCCUCACUCAAUCACUCCUGUCUCUGUCUCAUGUAUUGUCUACCUCUCCUCAUUCUCUUUAUCCCUCACUCAAUCACUCACUGUCUCUGCCUCAUAUUGUCUACAUCUCUACAUUCCCCUCAUUUCUUUCUCUGCCUCACUCUACCCUCAUUCUCAUUCACUCAAUCUCUCUGUAUCUGCCUCAUGUGUGUCUACCUCUCACUCAUUCUCUUUAUCCCUCAAUCCUCACUUCUCUCAUGUAUUGUCUCUGCCUCAUGUCACUUGUCUGCCUCUCCUCAUUCUCUUUAUCCUCCUCAAUCACUCCUGUCUCUGUCUCAUGUAUUGUCUACCUCUCACUCAUUCUCUUUAUCCUGUAUCUGCCUCCAUUCCUCCUGUCUCUGUCUCAUGUAUUGUCUACCUCUCACUCAUUCUCUUUAUCCCUCUUUCAUCUCUGCCUCAAUCCUCCUCAUUCUCUUUCUCUCUGUCUCAUCCUCUCCUGCCUCAUUGUCUACUUCUCCCUCAUUCUCCAUCCUUUCUCUUCUUAUCAUGUAUUAUCUACCUCCAAUCCUCCUCAUUUCCUCCUGUCUCUGUCUCAUUUAACUCCUCCAACCCUCACUCAUUCUCUUUCAUUCUCCCUCUCUCUCUGUCUCAUUUAUUGUUUUCUCACUCCUCUCUUUAUCCAUCACUCAUUCCUCCUGUCUCUGUCUCUGUCUCAUGUAUUGUCUACCUCUCUCUCAUUCUCUUUAUCCACUCUAUCAAUGACUCACUGUCUCUCUGCCUCAUGUAUUGUUUACCUUUCACUCAUUCUCUUUAUCCCUCACUCAAUCACUCCUGUCUCUGUCUCAUGUGUUGUCUACAUUCUCUCCUCCUCAAUCCUCCAUUCUCUUUCUGCCUCUCCUCCUCAUUCCAAUCACUCACUGUCUCUCCCUCAUGUAUUGUCUGUCUCUCACUCAUUCUCUUUAUCCUCACUCAUUCACUCCCCUUCACCUCUCUGUUGUCUCAUGUAUUGUCUCCUCUCCUCAUUCUCUUUAUCCCUCACUCAAUCACUCCUGUCUCUGCCUCAUGUAAUGUCUACCUCUCACUCAUUUCUCUUUAUCCCUCCUCCAAUCACUCCUGUCUCUGUCUCAUGUAUUGUCCACCUCUCACUCAUUCUCUUUAUCCCUCUCCCCUCAUUCACUCACUGUCUCUGCCUCAUGUGUUGUCAACCUCUCACUCAUUCUCUUUAUCCCUCACUCAAUCACUCACUGUCUCUGUCUCUGUGUUGUCUAUUUCUCACUCAUUCUCUUUAUCCUCACUCAAUCACUCACUGUCUCUGCCUCACCCUCUGCCUCAUGUCUACCUCUCACCAUUCUCUUCAUUCUCUCAUCCCUCUUCAUUUUCACUCACUGUGUCUGUCUCAUGUAAUGUCUACCUCUCACUCAUUCUCUUCUAUCCUCACUCAAUCACUCACUGUCUCAUCUCAUGUAUUGUCUACCUCUCACUCAUUCUCUUCAUCCCUCACUCAAUCCUCACUGUCUCUGCCUCAUGCAUUGACUUACUUCUCCAAUCAUUCUCUUUGUUAUCUCCCUCCACUCUUUUUCACUCCUGUCUCUGUCUCAUGUUUAUUGUCUACCUCUCACUCAUUCUCUUUAUCCCUCUCCAAUCCUGUCUCUGUCUCUGUCUCAUGUUUUGUCUACCUCAUUCCUCUUUACCAUUCUCUUUAUCCCUCUAUCAAUCUCCACUGUCUCUGUCUCUGUCUCAUGUAUUUUACACCUCUCCUCAUUCUCUUUAUCCUCACUCAAUCACUCCUGUCUCUGCCUCAUGUAAUGUCUACCUCUCACUCAUUCUCUUUAUCUUCACUCAUUCACUCAUUGUCUCUGCCUCAUUCAUUGUCUGUCUACCUCUAA
This is a messenger RNA of Acanthosepion pharaonis, 4023 nucleotides long. Lineage: Eukaryota; Metazoa; Mollusca; Cephalopoda; Sepiida; Sepiidae. The record is from the annotation of a GenBank genome assembly.